GAUAACACUUUAUAGUUUACAGUGUGAUUACUCUCGUAAAACUGCUAAAAUAUCCAGUCCCAAAAUCCGUUGUUAUAACCGUUGGAAGUGCAUCCGUAAUUUUUUUGUGGUGGACGUUUUAGUAGGCGUUUUCUACAACAUGGCAGCCAUAGACUGCAAGGACCGUCUGCUUCCGGGUUCCCCGAUUCGUAGCCCUGCUCCCGCUCCGGCCGUGACGCGCAGCAACACCUGGGCGGAACGCGGGAAGGCGCUAUUGGAGUGCCCGGCGCUCAGUGAUGUCUCCUUCGAAGUCAACACACCGGACGGGCCCGUAAAGAUCCCUGGGCAUCGAAUUAUCCUGAGCUUAGCCAGCAGCUCCUUUGAGCAGCUUUUCACGGAGGACGCAGCCGCGGAUGGGAUCGUGCGCAUUAAGGAUGUAGGCCUGGAAGCGUUUCGAAAUAUUUUGCGGUUCCUGUAUACGGAGAGCUGCUCGCAGUUAAGCGAGACGAACAUGGUCGACACGCUUCUCGGCGCCAGGAAGUAUCAGCUGGGCAAUCUGGUGACAGUGUGUCAGGCCUACAUCCGCGACCACGUCACGGGCGAGAACGCCAUCAGCUUCGUGAACCAGUUAUCCGCAUGCGGCGAAGCAGAAUUGGCCGCCAUCUGUCUGAACAAACUCGCCCCCCGCCCCGAGGACCUCUUUACCUGCGAGUCCUUCCUCAGUUUAAACCAGCAGACGCUCUAUGAAUUUGUGAAGAAAGAAACGUUUGAUGUACCGGAGACCGUCCUAUACGACGCUUUGUGCCGAUGGGCCAAACACGCGUGUGAGGCGGUGGAGGUGGAGCCAACCGGGACGAACAUGCGCGAUCGGUUGGGACUGAUUUUCCCGCUGGUAGAAUUUAAUAAAAUGACCGCCAAGCAAAUUCUGGACGGGCCUUCCAAGGAUGGCUUGCUAAAGCCGGAGCAGACGGUGCAGUUACUGGAGCAGAUAAUCCAAGCCCCGCCUCCUCCUUCGCCCGCCCCUGUUUGCCAUCCCCCGAGUCCCACUGUGCCCCCACGCAACAAUUACACCCGCCUGUGCCGCUUCGGGUCAUACGCAGACGUAGAUUUAACGAUGCAAAACUCCGUGGCCUUGCCACACUGGAUCGGGCUGGCCGCCAAUCAGACCAUCUAUCUUCACGGUGUCGGUCUGUACCGUCCGACUGACCAGCCGGUGGGAGGCCGUUUCAUCAAGAUGUGCGCCAGUGUCGCCGUGUUCCGACGCAAGAACGCCCAGUUGCUGGGAUCAACCGCCGGCUCCUUCGUACUGGACGCACAGAACGAGAGCUCCGUGUGCCAUAUCCUCUUCCCGACGCCGAUGCGUUUUGAGGCCAGGGAGACCUAUGAAAUCUGUGUAACGUAUAUAAAGGGUCUGCCGGGAUUGCGCGGCACCAACGGCUACUCCAAGCUGGUGGACCGUCCCAAGGAUCCCAAUUCGCUGAUUGUCGUGGUGGAGUCCUGCCGGAUGCCGCGCUACUACUGGCAGGCGGCGCGGGAAGGCUACCACGGCAACCAGGCGCAGCGCCGUCAGACCAGCUGUCCGCGCUGUGCUGCUCUGCCGGCACCGCGCCGUUACGACAACGAGAAUGCGCCGUACUGCGAAUGCAGUAUCCCGCCGGCCGCAACCACGGAGUUUGCCGGCCAGAUACCCGAGUUUCUCGUGUCCAUCGCGGCGCCACGCACAUCGUCGUAA
Messenger RNA from Paramacrobiotus metropolitanus, 1711 nucleotides. Its product is annotated as BTB/POZ domain-containing protein 1-like. Lineage: Eukaryota; Metazoa; Tardigrada; Eutardigrada; Parachela; Macrobiotidae. Gene Ontology annotation, cellular component: cytosol; P-body. Gene Ontology annotation, molecular function: protein binding. The transcript has 8 exons. The record is from RefSeq and is a predicted model, not a curated record. Gene Ontology annotation, biological process: neurogenesis. The coding region runs from base 140 to 1711 and encodes 523 amino acids.